Carcharodon carcharias (great white shark) is the source of this 992-nucleotide messenger RNA. Its product is annotated as immunoglobulin lambda-1 light chain-like. NCBI's taxonomy places the organism in Eukaryota, Metazoa, Chordata, Chondrichthyes, Lamniformes, Lamnidae. Bases 66 to 767 code for a protein of 233 amino acids. The transcript has 3 exons. The record is from RefSeq and is a predicted model, not a curated record.
GAAGGAGCCGAGGCAGCUGGCAGUCAGGAACCAUUUUAUUUCUGAUCUUCGGCGAGAUUUGCACAAUGACUGCGUGGGUUGGAGUUCUCGCUGUACUGGUGCUGUGUCUCCGCAGUACCAUCGCGGAUGUUGUCCUGACACAACCAACAUCCAUCUCAACCUCCCCGGGGGAAAAUGUCAAGAUCACCUGUACCAUGUCCGGAGACAGCAUUAGCAGCUACUACACGAGCUGGUACUGGCAGAAACCCGGCAGAGCCCCCGUGCUUAUUUGGAGUGAGUAUAGCGGUAAAGCUUCGGGUAUCCCCGAUCGAUUCAUGGGGUCUGUGGACUCAUCGAGCAACAAGAUGCAUCUAACCAUCACAAAAGUACAAGCUGAGGAUGCCGCUGAUUAUUACUGUUUUAUACCUAAUAUCUUUGGUAAAGGAACCAAGCUGAAUCUGGGCAAUCCACAGCCUCCCUCGGUCUCCGUCCUCCCGCCUUCAUCGGAUCAAAUCACGGCGAAGAACACGGCGACCCUGGUGUGUUUGGUGAGCGGUUUUAAGCCGGGAGCUGUGGAGGUUGAAUGGACUGUAGAUGGCAGUGUCAGAGGCAAUGGGGUUGAGACCAGUCGGAUCCAGCAGGAGGCGGACAACACGUUCAGUGUGAGCAGCUAUCUGACUCUGUCAGCCUCAGACUGGAACUCACACGAGCUUUACUCCUGUCUGGUUAAACACGAGACUCAGGCCACCCCUCUUCAAACAAGCAUUGCGAGAUCCAGUUGUAUCUGAUUCAAGAUUCAUUUGCAUUGACUUGUUAUACUGUUAGUUAAAAUGCUUUUAAAAAAGAGUCCGUCCUUAGAUAUUACAUGUUUGAUUUUAAGAGGAACAUUUCAAAUCACAGCAGAUGUUCACUUUGGAUCCCAAGGACUCAAUCUUACCGCGUGUUCACCAUGAACUGAGCUUCAAUGUAACAUUACAAAUACCGCAGUGUAAUAAAUUUAUUCCUGUAUUAUA